UUUAGUGAAAAGGGGAUCUUUGUCAUAAUCUGAAAGUUCAUACGAUUUUGGUCGCAAUUCACAGAUGAAAGUUUCGGGGGCGGGGGUUGGCGGCGGAGUUAAAUGGAGUGUAAUGUGAACUUGUUAAGAUGAAGUAGCAAGUCUUGAACAGCAUGACGGUCAAAAUGUACGAAUCCGACAGAGCUCCCGACGAUUCCGAACGAACUGCUUUCAGAAGAGCAGAGAAGAAAUACAAGCUGUAUUACAACCACACUAACAAGAAGUCGUCUAAAGGGCAAAGACAACCCAAAAAGGUAGAGUUAUCGGAGGUGGUCGACUUCAAGUCUGUACUCGAAUCCUUCAACCAAAACGGCGAAACACCACCCGGGAUAUUCAAACUUCGUUGCGACUCCAAUCUUCCCGUUUUCGGCAUCGAAAAUCGCCCCGGAUUCUACUUUAUUCCUGGAUCAUUGAGUAUUGAGGAGCAGCAAUAUUGGAUCAAGGAAAGCUUAACUAGUUUUCCACAGCCUCCCAACAGAACCAACCACAAUGCAGUGUAUGGACCUAUUCCUGACUUAUUUAUAGCAGCAAAAAAUAAGAAAGUUUGGGUAGAAGUAAAGAAUUCAGUCAAAGAUGUGAGUGGUGGGCCUGAUUCUGGCAUAAAAGAUGCAGAUGGGUGUAAGUGGCAAUUUUCUGAGGAAACUGUUGCAAUAUCGAAAGGGCAACCAUGCAAGUCAAUUGCAGCUUCUGUUCUACUGCGGAAACUACGGUGGAGCACCCUUGGGCUGCAAUUUGACUGGUCCAAGCGCAACUAUGAUGUUUCUCUCCCACAUAACAAGAUUCCAGAGGCACUUUGUGAACUUGCUAAAAGAAUGUCUGCACCUGCCUUGCUAAUGGGGGAAGAAUUCCGGCCUGAAGCUGCAAUAGUAAAUUACUUUGGUUUAGGUGAUAUGCUUGGGGGUCACCUCGAUGACAUGGAAGCAGAUUGGAGUAAACCUAUAGUAAGCAUCAGUUUGGGCUGCAAGGCUAUCUUUCUACUGGGGGGAAAGUCUAGAGAGGAUGAUCCAAUAGCAAUGUUUGUUCGCAGUGGCGAUAUUGUACUUAUGGCAGGAGAGGCAAGGGAAUGUUUCCAUGGGGUACCGCGGAUAUUCACAGACAACGAAAAUGCCGAAAUUACCCAUCUUGCAGCGCAGUUUUCACGGCAAGAUGAUGUUUGCUUCCUGGAAUACAUCAGAACUUCAAGAAUCAACAUAAAUAUCAGACAAGUGUUUUGAGUGCUAUUCUUCCUUACCCAAAUUUUGAAAAUCUAUCUUUCCAUUUGAGCAAGGCUUUGUUUCCAUCUAAAAGAAAAGUCUACAAUCUUUUUUAUUCAUUAUAGGCUUAUAACAGGUCAUGUUGGGAAUGGAAUUGUGAAAUGAUAUUGCCAUUUUAUUUGCUCUC
Messenger RNA from Nelumbo nucifera (sacred lotus), 1419 nucleotides. Its product is annotated as oxidoreductase, 2OG-Fe(II) oxygenase family protein. Gene Ontology annotation, biological process: oxidative RNA demethylation. Gene Ontology annotation, molecular function: oxidative RNA demethylase activity; ferrous iron binding; broad specificity oxidative DNA demethylase activity. Gene Ontology annotation, cellular component: cytoplasm. NCBI's taxonomy places the organism in Eukaryota, Viridiplantae, Streptophyta, Magnoliopsida, Proteales, Nelumbonaceae. The record is from RefSeq and is a predicted model, not a curated record.